This is a messenger RNA of Cylicostephanus goldi, 747 nucleotides long. Lineage: Eukaryota; Metazoa; Nematoda; Chromadorea; Rhabditida; Strongylidae. The record is from the annotation of a GenBank genome assembly.
AUGAAGUAUUCACAUGGUGCUCCUGAAUUUUCACCCUGUAGACAUAGACUGUUUCCGUUUCAGGAAAAACUGGGCUAUGGUGCUUGUCGCUCAGUGAAUGAAUUUCAAAAAUUGAAUCGCAUAGGAGAAGGCACUUAUGGAAUAGUUUAUCGAGCUAAAGAUACAAAAAGUGGGCAAAUUGUAGCCUUGAAAAAAGUCCGUGUUGACAAUAAAAUGAGCGCUCAAGUUGGGAUCUCAGAUUCAGCUUUGCGAGAGAUCGUGCUGCUCAAACGGCUAAGGCACGAAAAUAUCGUCGAACUCAAGGAAGUUGCAGUGUCAAGAGAUCCUCAGGGGAUGUUCUUGGUGAUGGAGUAUUGUGAGCAGGAUUUGGCAAAACUCUUGGACGAAAUGGUGCAUCCAUUCACGGAACCGCAAGUCAAGUGCCUUAUGCAGCAAUUGUUUCGAGCUUUGAAUUAUAUGCAUACACAUUAUGUGCUCCAUAGGGAUUUGAAGGUAUCCAAUCUGCUUCUCACCAGUCAUGGUAUCCUGAAAGUUGCUGAUUUUGGAUUGGCUCGCGUUUUUGGUGAACCUGAUAUGAGCAUGACACCGAGAGUAAUUACGCUAUGGUAUCGCUGCCCAGAGUUACUGUUUGGUAGCAAAACACAAACGACGGGUAUAGAUCAAUGGGCAGCCGGGUGUAUUCUUGGAGAACUGCUGCUGCAUCGACCAUUACUGCCAGGAAAAAGCGAUAUGGAACAGAGAAAUUGA